GGUGAGAGCGAGCUCAGCUCAGCCUCACUCUCAGAAACGAUCCCCAGAGAGCGAGAGGAGAGAGAGAUAGAGAGAAAGCCUCCAAAGAAACGAUCAAAAAGAGCUCGAGCGACCAGCCAGCCGGCUAGCUGGACGUAGCCCCUCAGCUCUGACGAGCGGCCGGCCAGUUUUUACUAGCUAGGUAGCUAGCUAGGAAGUAGUUAAGCUAGCAAGAGUGUGAGAGAGCGAGCAGUGAGGGGAGGCGGUGGAAAGGAAAGGAAAGGAAGAGGCCGGUGGAAAUGGUGGGCUCCGGGGCGGCAGGCGGGGGAGGAGGAGGAGAUCACGCGCGGAGCAAAGAAGCCGCCGGGAUGAUGGCGCUCCACGAGGCCCUCCGCAACGUCUGCCUCAACUCCGACUGGACCUACUCCGUCUUCUGGACCAUCCGUCCUCGCCCGCGGUGCCGCGGCGGCAACGGGUGCAAGGUCGGCGACGACAACGGCAGCCUGAUGCUGAUGUGGGAGGACGGGUUCUGCCGGCCGAGGGUGGCGGAGUGCCUGGAGGACAUCGACGGCGAGGACCCGGUGCGGAAGGCGUUCAGCAAGAUGUCCAUCCAGCUCUACAACUACGGAGAAGGGCUGAUGGGAAAGGUGGCGUCCGAUAAAUGUCACAAAUGGGUCUUCAAGGAACCUUCUGAAUGCGAGCCCAACAUCGCCAACUACUGGCAGAGCUCUUUUGAUGCCCUUCCUCCCGAAUGGACUGAUCAGUUCGCCUCUGGCAUCCAGACCAUAGCUGUGAUCCAAGCUGGCCAUGGCCUUCUUCAGCUGGGCUCUUGCAAGAUUAUACCCGAGGAUCUGCACUUCGUGCUGCGGAUGCGACACAUGUUCGAGUCGCUCGGCUACCAGUCGGGCUUCUUCCUCUCCCAGCUCUUCUCCUCGUCGCGGGGGACCUCGCCGUCGCCGUCGUUCCCGCUCAAGCAGCAGCCGCCGCAGGCCGCGCGUGCGCCGCCGCAGCUGUUCAACUGGCCGGGGCAGCCGCAGCUCCCGCCCACAGCCGCCGCCGCCGCGUCGCCGCUCUUCCCGCCUGGACCGGCCGCGUUCCACCCGUCCAGGCCGAUGCCGCCGUUCCCGGGCGGCGGAAACAAGGACGAGAGCCACAUGUUCCACCUCCCGCCGGCGGGUCACCACGCCGCCAAGCAGCCGCACAUGGACGAGCACCACCAGCAGCAGCCGAUGGCGCCCGGCGGCGGUGAGGCCCCCGAAGGCGACCUCAAAUGGCCCAACGGGCUGUCGUUCUUCACCGCGCUCACCGGCCGCACGGACGACGCGAAGCUCCUGUUCGGCGGCGGCGCCGGCGCCGGCGGCGCUGAUGACGGGCAGCACAAGACGACGACGGCGCAGGACGCGCACGGUGGCGCCGAGAACGUGGAGGAGUACCUGAGCCUGGAGAGCCACUCGAGCAAGGCGAGGAGGAUGGAGAACGCACAGAGCUCCAAGUUCAAGAGGAGCUUCACGUUGCCGGCUAGGAUGAGCUCGUCGACGUCGACCUCGCCGUCCGUGUCGGCCUCGACGGCGCCGGCGCCGCCGCAGCAGCAAGGAAUGGAGUACAGGGGCCCACACGAGGGCGGCGUCUACUCAGACCUAAUGGAGACGUUCUUGGAGUAGCCAUAUCCUACCAAGAAAUCGGCAUGCAUGACCAAUACUCAAGUACGUGCAUCAUCUCCAUCAUCAAGAAAAAUCCUACCAAAGAAAUGAACAUGCAUGAUCUCUUGAGAGUUCACCUAUUAGCUCUCUUUUUUUUUCUCCCAAGCUAUGUUUAAGCUGUUGAGCGGUCUGGUUUGGAGUUAAUUUGCUUCUGUUUGAUUAAACUAGAUCAUGUAAUCCUUUUUUGUUCCUGGCGAUGAUCCUCCUAGUUGUAGCUCUCUUUCUCUCUCUCCUCUGGUGCAAGAACUUGAAACUUGGUACUACAUGCGAGCAUGCAUGCAUGCAAAGAUGGGCAUGAGUUUGCUUCCAUGAUGGUUGGCAAGUUAUAUGGUGCAAUGAUGGUAAGAACAACGACAUGCAACACCUAAUAAUGCGCU
Messenger RNA from Oryza brachyantha (malo sina), 2056 nucleotides. Its product is annotated as protein RICE SALT SENSITIVE 3-like. Lineage: Eukaryota; Viridiplantae; Streptophyta; Magnoliopsida; Poales; Poaceae. Bases 279 to 1640 code for a protein of 453 amino acids. The record is from RefSeq and is a predicted model, not a curated record. The transcript is spliced from 7 exons.